This is a messenger RNA of Gongylonema pulchrum, 792 nucleotides long. Lineage: Eukaryota; Metazoa; Nematoda; Chromadorea; Rhabditida; Gongylonematidae. The record is from the annotation of a GenBank genome assembly.
AUGACGGAUGAAGCUAAUUCACACUACUUCGGGAUCAUAAGCCAGUUGAUUGAGGGCCACGAAUGGCUGAGUAAUCAUAUCGGCGAAGAUUAUAAGCCGCGGAAUCACUGGUCAAUUGAUCCGUUUGGACUCAGUCCAACCGUUUCGUAUUUUAUGAAAAAAUCGAAUUUUUCGAACGGUGUGCUGCAAAGGGUACAUUAUUCCGUUAAAAAACAUUUGGCUGGGACGAAACAGUUGGAAUUUAUUUGGAGGCAGUUGUGGAGCAUCAGUAGCACAGUGACCGAUUUUACGGUCCACGUGAUGCCAUUCUUCUCGUAUGAUGUUCCGCACACGUGUGGACCUGACCCGAAGAUAUGCUGCCAGUUUGAUUUCAAGCGAUUUCCAGAAAGUGGCGUAAACUGCCCAUGGCAAGUACCUCCUGUGGAGAUUACAGAUAUCAAUGUAGCGGAAAGGCAAGUUUCGAGCGUUUGUCUCAAAGACUUUUCAUACAUAAGUGUUGUUGCGGGUGGAGUUCGUCUUGGGAUUAGCGGGGCGGCAUUGCUGUACGACCAAUAUCGGAAAAAGGCUCAGCUUUUCAAGACUAAUGUUAUUUUGGUGCCGCUGGGAGAUGAUUUUCGCUACGAUACACCAUUUGAGUGGGAGAGCCAGUUUACGAACUACAUGAAGUUGUUCAAGUAUAUGAAUGCACAGCUUCCAUGGAAUGUGAAUGUGCGUCUUCAACGACUUGCUUAUUUUCAGGCUCGAUUCGGCACGCUAGAUGAUUAUUUCCAGUUGGUUGAUGAACGGUUGAAA